AUGGGAAUCUUCAAUGGCUUCCGGCAGUCGACCAAAACAAUUCCUAAUAUCAAACUGGAGCACCGCUCGGCAGACGAGAGAAGUCUAGUCUUCAGGCUGGAUCUGUUUUUCAUGACAUUUGGCUGUCUCUCCCAGGUCAUCAAAUAUCUUGACCAGCAGAACAUCAACAAUGCCUACGUCUCAGGAAUGCAAGAAGACCUUGACCUUCGUGGCAAUGAAUUGAACUAUUUCACGACAUAUUUCAACGUCGCAUACUGCCUCAUGCUCAUUCCGUCUCAGGUCAUCUUGACCUAUGUUCGCCCAUCCUUUUGGUUGUCCGGGUUAGAAAUAACCUGGGGCAUCAUCACCGGGCUCAUGGCCCUGUCCAAGCACGCAUACCAGGUCUACAUUCUUCGCGUCUUUCUGGGGCUGUGUGAAAGCAGUGCCUGGCCGGGAAUGAUGACAUUGCUCAUGCACUGGUACACGCCGGCUGAAUUGGCCAAACGGAUGGGUUUCUAUCAUUCCUGUCAAGCAAUUGGGUAUAUGAUGAGCGGCGCACUCCAAGCUGCGAUCAUGCGGACAAUGAACGGAACGCACGGUCUUGCUGGAUGGAGAUGGCUAUUCAUUGUUAAUGCCAUCAUCACCGUGGUCUGGGGAAUGAUGGGCUUCUUUAUGUUGCCGGACUAUCCCAACCGAACCAAUCCACGCGCCUUCUGGUUCAAGCGAGUCCACCAGGAGGUCGCAAUGGAGAGACUAGCAAGACACAAUCGUGCUGAGCCAACGCAUGUUACUUGGGCGGGUGCGAAGAGAACCUUUUCUGGCUGGACAGUUUAUUUCAUUGCCACCUUGUACAUCGCCACUGUCCUGGCAAGCUAUGGGUACAACUACUUCUCGCUGUUCCUCAAGUCAUUAAAGAAUCCGGAUGGCACCAGGGUCUGGUCUGUGGAAGCUGUCAAUGUCAUUCCUAUCGGCGGAGGUGCCAUCAACGUGGUGUUUGUAUGGAUCUGGGCUUUGCUGUCAGAUUUCCUCCGUACUCGAUGGACCUUGAUUAUUACCCAGGCUUUGAUCGGCUUAAUACCCGCGAUUGCAAUGUCGGUCUGGACCUCACACCCCCGUUCAACAACGCUCACGACCGCCUAUGCUGGAUACUUCAUUUCAUAUUUAUGUCUUGGCACAGCGCCUCUCAUCUUCUCAUGGCUGUCGGAUCUCCUUCCACAGGAUCCGGAAGCUAGAUCACUUAUUGUUGGGAUGUCUGUUGCAGGGUAUUAUGCCAUCAGCGCGUGGUCACAAGUCCUAGUAUGGCCGGCGAAACAAGCUCCUUACUAUAAGUACGGUUGGCAAACCAGCAUUGCGCUUUGGGUGUUGAUCAUUGCCAUGACGUGCACACUGAGAUUCAUUGAUGUGAGAUAUUUGAAACCAAAGCGAGAUGCCUACAAUGAAGCCCAUCGCCAUGGAGAGGUGAUGACUGGUGAAGAAGCUCGCAACUCCGACGAUGGAAGUGUCGGUCGUGACAGUAUGAUCAAGGACAUUGAAGAGCAAGACCGCAAGGAUGUGGGCAUUGCCGUCAAGGGGAUAUAA
Molecule: messenger RNA, 1557 nt
Organism: Exophiala aquamarina CBS 119918
Lineage: Eukaryota; Fungi; Ascomycota; Eurotiomycetes; Chaetothyriales; Herpotrichiellaceae
Exons: 1
Coding region: 1-1557 (518 amino acids)
Biological process (GO): transmembrane transport
Cellular component (GO): membrane
Molecular function (GO): transmembrane transporter activity
Source: RefSeq, a predicted model, not a curated record